Molecule: messenger RNA, 1273 nt
Organism: Spirodela intermedia
Lineage: Eukaryota; Viridiplantae; Streptophyta; Magnoliopsida; Alismatales; Araceae
Source: the annotation of a GenBank genome assembly
AUGGGGUCGGAUUUGCCGGAGAAGGGGUUGGUGCUGCUCAGUUCAUGGGCCAGCAUGUUCGGGAUUCGCGUUAUGAUCGCCCUGGAGGAGAAGGGGUUGGAGUACGAGUACUGGGGGCAGGAUCUGGGAAACAAGAGCGCCACCCUCCUGCGCCUCAAUCCCAUCCACAAGAAGGUUCCCGUCCUCGUCCACGAUGGUCGCUCCAUCUGCGAGUCUCUCAUCAUCCUCCAGUACAUCGACGAGACCUGGCCGGGGGCAGACGGUGCGUCGUGUUUCCUCCCUGCCGACCCUUUGGCCCGCUCCCGGGCUCGCUUCUGGGCCGACUUAAUCGACAAGAAGGUACGUCUCCUCCCCCUUCUUCUUUCUCGCUCUCCCUCUCUUUCUCGCUCUCCCUCUCUUUCUCGCUCUCUCUCUCUCUCUCUCUCUCUCUCUCUCUCUCUCUCUCUUGUUCUCUCUGUGUUCUCCCUCUCUUUCUCGCUCUCUCGAAAUCGGCCAAGCUGGGGCUGGCGUCCCCUUCAUGAUCUUCCUCAGAUUCUCACCGCGCUGGGUUCCGAGGAGUAGUGAGGCCUUCCUCCUGAAGGAUCUACCUUUUCUUCUCCGCUCUUCCUCCCCCCGCCGGAAAUCAGAUGGGUCUCUUUCAUUCGUCCUUCUCCUAAGUUCUCCCCAUUGUCUGCCUACAUCUUCGUGAAUCUGAGCAAAAAUCUCAUUUUCGGUGUCGAAGCUCGCUCCCAACAAUCUCCCAUUCUCCAUUUACCUGCUGAUAUGCGACGUUUCUUCCAGUCCCAAAUGCUUGCUGAAUACACUCGUGUUCAGGAAAACGGUUCUCCAACAUUUCGUACAGUCCAAGCCUAACUGUCCUUCUAUACAUCGACGAGCAUCCAGCUCGUGGAAACAGGAGCUCAAUCGAUGUAACCUUCAUGCUUCGCAGAUAACUGAUGCCGGGGCCAACCUGUGGAUGACCAAAGGAGAGGCGCAGGCCGAGGCGAAGAAGGAGUUCAUGGAAUCCCUGAAACUGCUGGAGGGAGAGCUCGGAGAGAAGCCGUAUUUCGGCGGCGAAACCUUUGGGUUCGUAGACAUUGCCCUUGUGUGCUUCGCUUCCUGGUUCCACACUUACGACGUGUCUGGAAGCCUCAACAUGGAGGCCGAGCUGCCCAAGCUGAUGGCCUGGGUGAAGAGGUGCCAGGAAAGGGAGAGCGUCUCCAAGGCCCUCCCAGACCCUCUCAAGGUCUACGACUUCAUGCUAAUCCUCAAGAAGAGAUAUGGGAUCGAGUAG